CACGCGUUAUCACACACAAGUGGAGUUUGUGACUGUUGCAACCCCCACCCCCAUUCUCGAACUCUGUUUGCGGCACGAGGUUACAGGCUCCGCGAAAUCGAAUCAGGUACCCGUCCGUCGUAUCAUGACCCGCUAGACUCUGGAACUCUAUCGUAGAAAGACUUCAAGUCUCGUGAUUCAGUACAAAGGUGAUUUGACAUCUAUGUGAACUUUUUUGCGCUGAACAUCACACACGUAACUAGUAUAGCUUCCUCCCCAUUUCGAAACUCCUUCCCUUAACGACUUACAACAUAUCCCUUGCUCAGAAUGUCAAAGUUCUCACUGGCUGGCCGCUUAGCCGUCGUUACUGGGGGAGGUCGAGGCUGCGGUUUCGCGUUUGCCCAGGGGUUGGCCGAGGCGGGUGCCGAUGUUGCCAUUUUCGACGUGAUUGAACCCUCUGCUCCUGAUGUCGAACAGCUGAUUUCCAGCUAUGGGGUCCAGAUCAAAUCUUACAUUGUGGAUGUAACCGCGUUGUUGAGUCUAAAAGAAGGUUUCGCCGCUGUGGCUUCAGACUUCAACAACAGACUAGACAUCCUGGUUGCAUGCGCAGGGGUCAACAAGAAUGUGCAUUUCCUCGACACAGAAGAGGAGGAUUUUGACAAGUUAUUCGCCGUCAAUGCUAAAGGUGUUUACUUCUCAGCAAAACUGGCGGCUCAAGCAAUGAUCGGAAACAAGACCAAAUGCGGAAGUAUUAUUCUCGUGGCUAGUAUUGCUUCGCACAUGGCUAUUCGGUCUCAAAGGUCGACAGCUUACUGUGGUACUAAGGGUGCGGUGAGAGCAAUGGUUGCGCCGAUUGCUGCAGAGCUUCAUGAGCAUGGGAUCCGAGUAAACUCAAUCAGCCCUGGCUAUGUCAAGACAGCGAUGACAGCACCAUUCCCAGACUUGAUUGAGGGAUGGAAGGACGAGAUCAUGAACCGCCGUGUCGCGGAACCUGACGACAUCAAGGGAGCCUGUGUCUUUCUGGCCAGUGAUGCCAGCGCGUAUUGCACGGGCUCCGAUAUUCUUGUUGAUGGAGGUGUAACGAAGUGGUAAUGUCAUUAUCCCAACAUCUUCGGAAUUGCAGAGGGCAAAGCAACGAAAUGGAAAACUUUAUUAUUAUUAGCCAGUACUUGAACGUUUGAGGCAUGCAGUUCGUGGCGCACUGCAGCAACGGUUUCAAGGGUUCUAUACCAGUCUCCUGGGUAUGUGUUCCGAUGUUGCCGGAGAAAGGGCCCUGUAAACCUUCCAUGCCCGAUGUCAGCUGACGAAUUGGCAACGCUGGCAUGCCGGCUGGAAGGCGGAUCAUAGGCUGAUCAUCAAAUACAUGGCUUGACAUGUCUUUCAACUAUUUGUUUGAGGCAUAAUAAAUGCU
Fusarium redolens is the source of this 1390-nucleotide messenger RNA. RefSeq lists its product as uncharacterized. The transcript has 3 exons. Gene Ontology annotation, cellular component: intracellular anatomical structure. Lineage: Eukaryota; Fungi; Ascomycota; Sordariomycetes; Hypocreales; Nectriaceae. The coding region runs from base 307 to 1071 and encodes 254 amino acids. The record is from RefSeq and is a predicted model, not a curated record. Gene Ontology annotation, molecular function: oxidoreductase activity, acting on NAD(P)H, oxygen as acceptor.